Magallana angulata is the source of this 2335-nucleotide messenger RNA. Its product is annotated as zinc finger protein 135-like. The coding region runs from base 670 to 2007 and encodes 445 amino acids. NCBI's taxonomy places the organism in Eukaryota, Metazoa, Mollusca, Bivalvia, Ostreida, Ostreidae. Gene Ontology annotation, biological process: regulation of transcription by RNA polymerase II. Gene Ontology annotation, cellular component: nucleus. The record is from RefSeq and is a predicted model, not a curated record. Gene Ontology annotation, molecular function: DNA-binding transcription factor activity, RNA polymerase II-specific; RNA polymerase II transcription regulatory region sequence-specific DNA binding. The transcript is spliced from 3 exons.
UAUUUAUUUAAAUUUGCAUGCAUCAAUGAAACUAAAAUUGUUCCAUCCAUGUUAAAAUCUCGCAUUAAUUAAGCGAUUAAAGCGCAGCAUGAAAACCACCUCUGAACACCUGAAGACACACAAGAAUAGACGAAGAUUGCCAAAACGUCUUUUGAAAAUUUUGAUGGACCCGUCCAAAGCUCUUUCUUCUAUAGCCAUAACGUCGUUCAUUUAUGUACAAUAUCUAGAAACUAGCUUCAACUACGACAUCCGGUUGCAUAUCCCGGAACAGGAUGUACCGGAAAAAGGUGUAUUUGCCGGAUCCGUUUCGAAAAAAAAUUACGUACGCAAAAUGAACACAAUUUGUUUAAAAAUCUGCCGUAUUAAAGAAAGCGAUACUAAUGACAAUCAGGCUUGACACAUCGAGAAAGAUUUGCAAGGAAUUGUCGACUGUUUACAAGCGUCAGAUCUUGGUGUUUCAUUGACCCGGUUUUGUAUUGCUCCUCAAGGUUUCACAAAGCUUGCGGUGGCCAGCGAGCGAUCUCCCAAUCCUUCCCCGAUACUUCAUUAUGCAUCUGGUCUGAAGCACCGAACUGCCACGUCAUAUCUAGCUAUCGUCUGCUGGAGAACUACAUCCAGGCAAGAACGUUGCCCGACUAGAAAGGAUCGUUAUCGCUUCUCUUAUUCAAGAUGGACCACGAGACGGUAGGCGCAGAUGACCCCAGGCCUGAAUCACCUAUUGAUAACCCCCUGCAAUGUCGUUACUGUGGCAAAGUAUUUACAAGAAUCUACUACCGAAGAGAACACGAGAGAAUUCACACUGGCGAGAAGCCGUUUGCCUGUAGUAUUUGUGGGAAGAAGUUUAACAGCAAUGGAAGCUGUAAGAAACACGAAAAAAUUCAUCUCAGGGCAGAAGAAAACACCCCCAUGGAAUGCAAUCAUUGCGGCAAAAUGUUUGAUGACAUGAUAGAUUUUCGUCAACACAUUAAAACGCACGACGGAGCCAAACCGUAUGGCUGUCAUAUCUGCGGACGCUCAUUUGGAUUCGAGGCCGUAUUGAAGAAACAUUUGAUGUUUCAUAAUGGUCAAAAACCCUUUCAAUGCCUUGUGUGUUCUGCUGCUUACUCCUCUGCUAAUGAUUUACGAAUGCACGUAAAAUCGCACACCGGAGACAAGCCUUACAAAUGCAGGUAUUGCAACCACAGCUUCCCCAACAGUCGACGACGCAACAUGCACGAGCGAUGUCAUGAAAAAUCCGACGACAACAAAUGCAACAAAUGUGGUGCAACAUUUAGCAACGCUAACGCCCUAACAACACACGAGGCUAAUAGCGUCAUUCAUGGCGUCUGUCAGAACGUGGAUUCUGAUCAGGAUCAUGGCUACGAUGACCACAUGUCGGAGAGCUCCGCGAGUACCUAUUCCACAACGACAAGCUCCGGAGUUGACCCCAUGUCUGAGGUAGAUAUUGGGUUGCUAAGCAAAGGAUACGACAGACCAAAUAGUUCGUUAUCGGGAUCUCAUGAUAGCGGCUACCAUACAUCUACCUUUAAUGGUAUGAGCGACAAUGUGUAUCCCACCUCGCUUCUUCACGCAACAGAAAAUGGCAUUGUCGUCAAGCAAGAACAACUGCAGAACGAAAGAUCGACAUUUUCUCCCUCGAGCCAGUCGUCGGACCCAGAUCACUCGAGUGUUUCCGGUAUGAGCAACAGAUCUCUCCGGGCGUCCGUGGAGUCGGACCACGUGACUAGUGCCGAUUACUCCGGGCAGUUCACCGUGGUAUCAAAAGAUUCCAAACUAGUCCAGACAGACCAAGGGUUAUACGCCGACUCACUGCUAUCCCAGCUGGAGAAUCUGAAGCAGAUUCACGAAUGUAAGAACUGUGGCAUCUUCUUCAGGAACUACUCCAUGUUUCUGGUUCAUAAGACCUUGCAUGCAGACCCAGCGCGUCCGUUUGUCUGUCAUCUCUGUGGUGAAGAAGCGAGGGAUAACGUGGAUUUUAAUGCUCAUUUAAUCUGGCAUAUGAAGUGAAUUAGAAUGGACAGAAAAAUACAGUACUAUAAGUAAUACGAAACUGGAUAUCAAUCAUUUCAUUUUGUUUGCAUUUUACUUUGUUUCAUUUUCAUUGUAUAAAUUUGAAUUUAAAUGUGUUCAAACUCGACUACAUGUAUAUUGACAGAGCGAUUUGUCACCUGGGAAAGGCUAUCAUUCCAGAUUAAUAGCCUGUUACCUUAAUGUUUGUGGUUAGAGAACGCAGUCUAGCCAUGUGUGUAGUGUGUACAAGCUUUGUGUGUGUAAAACUUAAGCUCGAUGUUCGGUGUUUAAAGAGUUGAGGAGUCAAUAAAUUUGCAAACUUGAA